UGUGUGUGUGUGUGUGUGUGUGUGUGGGUGUGUGUGUGUGUAGUUCUCUGGGAACGAACGCGCUGGUAAAGAUGGAUACGCUUUUUUCGUAGCCCUCAUGGAAAGGCAUUUCAUUUAGGGAACACCCGAUCCCCGCUGCUGGACACAGAUGAUGGCAAGGUUUUGGAAAGCGCUGGACACGUUCUCGGUUUCCUGGGAGUAGAUCCGACCUGUGUCGAUGCUUGAAUUCCCCCAAAACACAGUCCGACCCUGCAGCGCGCGUGCACACACGUUUCAUUGAAUGACAGAAACACAUCAAAUCUGACAAUCAACACCACGGGUAUAAACCAUUUUUUUCCAAAAUAAAAACUAUGGAGCAGACCGGGAUCGAGGAGGUGAACCAGACGCACCAGCAGCAGCAUGAGCCAAUCAGCUUCGGGAUCGACCAGAUCCUCAACAGCUCGGACCAGUCCAGCGGCUGCAUGCUGCCCAACCGGACCGGCGACCCGGAUUACGCGCUGGCCCCCAACGUCUACAGCAACGGGUACAACAGCGUCUACAACCCGGCCUGCUCCAUGGCGGCGGGGCUGGCCGGCUCCUACAACGUCAACAUGAACAUGAACGUCAGCAUGAACAUGAACAUGAACGUCAACGUGAACUCGGGCGGUGUAGGCGGAGGAGGAGGAGGAGGCGGCGGAGGAGGAGGAGGUGGUGGCGGUGGAGCCGGCGGGGUGAUCAGGGUGCCGGCGCACAGACCCAUGCCGCCUCCGCCGCCGCCGCCGCCCUCUGCCGCCUCUGCCGCCGCCGCCGCCGCCGCCGCCGCUCCGCAUCCGCCCCCCUCCGCGCAUCCCGUGUGCAUCGGACCCGGCAUCGCGUCGGUGCCCGGCAUGGGGAUGGGCAGCGCGGCCAACUUCACCUUCCCGUGGAUGGAGAGCAGUCGGCGGUUUGCCAAGGACAGACUAACAGGGGAGCAGUCGGAGGAGAGCCGAGCCGGAGAGGGCCCAGGGGGUCCGGGUCCCAUCGGGUCCCUGUGUCCUCUCCCCAAGGGGGACAUGGGCCGGGUCCCCGUCUGGAGCACCGUGGAGACGUUGGCCAAAUGCUACUACCCCGAGCUCGCCCACCUGCGAGACACCAGCGGCCUUCUAGCAGACUACCCCUUCCCGAAGGGGGCGUGUCCAGCAGCGCUGUCCCCGUUCUCCGUGACCCGGCGCAUCGGCCACCCGUACCAGAACCGCACGCCGCCCAAGAGGAAAAAGCCUCGCACGUCCUUCAGCCGGGUGCAGAUCUGCGAGCUGGAGAAGCGCUUCCACCGCCAGAAGUACCUGGCGUCGGCAGAGCGCGCCACCUUGGCCAAGGCCCUGAAGAUGACGGACGCGCAAGUCAAGACCUGGUUCCAAAACAGACGGACAAAAUGGCGGAGACAGACUGCAGAGGAGAGAGAGGCCGAGAGGCAGCAGGCCAACCGGCUGAUGCUGCAGCUUCAGCAGGAAGCGUUCCAGAAGACGUUGAGCCAGCCGCUGCAGCCGGACCCGCUCUGCCUGCACAACUCCUCCCUCUACGCGCUGCAGAACCUGCAGCCAUGGGCAGAUGACAGUAAGUUGAUGGUCUAAAGGAGAGGAGGGCAUUUUAUCCAUAAGUGCCAGGAAACCAAUGGGACACCACUGUACAUGCCCAACUAUCAAGACUGUCCUCACCCCCCACCCACCCUCGCCCCCCCCCAACCUUUUUGCCUCCAGAUCCCUCACAGAGGCAACAAAAAAAGAAAAAGAAAAAAAGAAGACCUCCUGUUUUUUUGUUUUUUUUCCUUCCCCGCUUUCGACUUUGUACAUUGUAGUAAAUGCAUGUUUAAAAAAAACAACUUUUUCCCGUGUGCACUCGGAAAGUACCAUUGAAGCCUGCCCCCCCCCCCC
This is a messenger RNA of Pseudoliparis swirei, 1889 nucleotides long. RefSeq names its product T cell leukemia homeobox 2 (gene tlx2). NCBI's taxonomy places the organism in Eukaryota, Metazoa, Chordata, Actinopteri, Perciformes, Liparidae. Gene Ontology annotation, biological process: regulation of transcription by RNA polymerase II; animal organ development. The transcript has 5 exons. The record is from RefSeq and is a predicted model, not a curated record. The coding region runs from base 351 to 1589 and encodes 412 amino acids. Gene Ontology annotation, cellular component: nucleus. Gene Ontology annotation, molecular function: DNA-binding transcription factor activity, RNA polymerase II-specific; RNA polymerase II cis-regulatory region sequence-specific DNA binding.